Messenger RNA from Geodia barretti, 1125 nucleotides. NCBI's taxonomy places the organism in Eukaryota, Metazoa, Porifera, Demospongiae, Tetractinellida, Geodiidae. The record is from the annotation of a GenBank genome assembly.
CUUCGGGGCGCCAAGCAGUUCCAGCCGCUCGGGGACCGCUGCGUGAUCGACUGGGCCGUACGAGGGGCCGCCCGCUGGUGCGAGGGCGUGGUGGUCGUGUUGCCCGAGGCCGGACCGUCGGCGAGGACGCCUGGUCGCCGCCCCCGGCUCCCUGGCGGCUGCGUGGCGGCGGUUGUCGUGGCCGCGGGCGGGGUGCUGCGCUCUGACUCGGUGCGCUGCGGGCUGAGCCUUGUGCCCGGCGACGCCGAGAUCGUGCUUGUGCACGACGGUGCUCGGCCGCUGGCUGGCGACGCGGUGUUCAUGCGGGUGAUUCAGGCCGUGCGCGACGGCGCCGACGCAGCCGUCCCUGUGAUCGAAUUGACCGACACGAUCCGGCGCCGCGACGGCGGAACCGCCGACCGCAGCGAGCUGGUGGCCGUGCAGACGCCACAGGCCUUCCGGGCCGCCGCCCUGCGGGCCGCGCACGCCGGCGGCGCCGACGCCACCGACGAUGCCACCCUGGUGGAGGCGGCCGGCGGGACGGUGACGAUGGUGGACGGCGACAGCCGCAACCUCAAGAUCACCGAGCCUCACGACCUCGCCUUGGCCGAAGAGGCGACCGUGGCUGAUCACGGGAUGCGGGUGGGGCAGGGCUUCGACGUCCACCGCUACAGCGACGAUCCCGACCGGUCGCUGGUUCUGGGCGGCGUGCGGUUCGAGGGCGAGCGCGGUCUUGACGGACAUUCCGACGCCGACGUCGUCGCCCACGCCUGCAUCGAGGCGCUCCUGGCGGCCGCGGGACUCGGCGAUAUCGGGCAGCUCUUCAGCGACACCGACCCGUCCUGGGCCGGAGCCGACAGCCUCGAACUGCUGCGCCAUGCCGUCGACGCGGUGCGCGGUGCGGGAUGGGAUCCCGUCAACGUGUCGUGCAGUGUCGUGAUCGACGCUCCCCGGAUUGCCCCCCACCGCGACGCCAUGCAGGACCGCCUCGGCGCCGCAGCCGGCGCGCCCGUCAACGUCACCGCCCGGCACAGCGAAGGCGUGGGCGCCCUGGGACGGGGUGAGGGUGUGGCCGCCUGGGCGGUGGCUCUGGUGGCUCGUCGGAGCGAAUACCCGGAUCAGGCUGCUGCUGGUGAGCGGUCGUAG